This is a messenger RNA of Suillus paluster, 914 nucleotides long. RefSeq lists its product as uncharacterized. The record is from RefSeq and is a predicted model, not a curated record. The coding region runs from base 68 to 775 and encodes 235 amino acids. NCBI's taxonomy places the organism in Eukaryota, Fungi, Basidiomycota, Agaricomycetes, Boletales, Suillaceae. The transcript is spliced from 3 exons.
UCCUCACAAACGUCAGUUCACUUCAGAGGUUUCACUUUGAGCACCCUCAGCAUCUGCACGCGAAAUAAUGGAUGACUACCCAACUGAGUUCAACGGUCAGCUUGGGGCGAUGGACGGGCCUCAUUCUCAGGAAUGCGUCUCCGAGUUGCAUGAUGUUGCCGAAACGCUGAAACAACGACUAUUGGAGGCCAGAAAUUAUGCUGAAGAGGAGUUGAGAAUGAAAGCACUUGACAAGUUAUUAAACCAGGUCUUACUCGGCGCCGGUGCUACCGCAUACAUAAAUAAAUUCGCUACCUCGCAGCCCGUAUUUCGCUUAUACCCCAGCCAUACAACCCUUGUGGCCGGGGUCAACGACGUCUUCCGCACCAUCAGCAACGGCACGUUCACGAGUGGAACAUUUCUUUCAGUCUUCGCAGCGCCUUCAUUCCCAUUUUUGGUUUUACAAGGCGUGAUAGACGCGUGUCUCUCCGUCCCCCCUUUCGUUGUCGCUGCCGCUAUCUUCGGGAAGUGGGCUCUAGGUCACUUCGCCAUGAGUGCGAACGAGGACCGCGGUGCGCAAGUGAGGCCUUUGCGCAGCUGGCCUAAACAUGUGCAAGCUCGUAUCUUGUCGUGGUUAUUUGCGUUGCAUACUAUACUCGCUCUGUCCCAAAUCCUCUACUGCAUAUGUUGGCUCGCGCCACGGCAUCCACUCGUGGUAACUUGUGCCGUUAUGGUUUUUUUUCUUGGUGGCUGGACCUUAUAUGUUGUAUGCAUAACAAACAGCAGAAACUCAUGACAUUCUACCUUUUAUUGCAUGGUAACUUAUCACUAAUUAUAUCACUUAGAACAGGCUGUGCUUCCUCUUUCUGCGAGGAACUCUAUGAAACAAGACCGUCCAUCAAUCUUACCAUUCAAGGAUGAGCUACCCGCGCUCG